This is a messenger RNA of Habropoda laboriosa, 2786 nucleotides long. RefSeq names its product peroxisome assembly factor 2 (gene Pex6). Gene Ontology annotation, molecular function: ATP hydrolysis activity; ATP binding. The transcript is spliced from 5 exons. The record is from RefSeq and is a predicted model, not a curated record. Gene Ontology annotation, biological process: protein import into peroxisome matrix. Lineage: Eukaryota; Metazoa; Arthropoda; Insecta; Hymenoptera; Apidae. The coding region runs from base 1 to 2403 and encodes 800 amino acids. Gene Ontology annotation, cellular component: peroxisomal membrane; cytosol.
AUGAAUUCUUUAUACGUUUAUAUUAAUUUUUUACGAAAACUAACAAGAAUGUUAAUGAAAUAUAAUGUCAAUUAUUUAUUAUAUUAUGCCUUUAUACGUUAUGUACUUUUGAGGUGGAAAACAUUAAUUGAUACAAAACUUAAGUCUAAUAUUCUAUCUGAUACUGCUUUAAGGAAUUUAGUAAAACAAUUUUAUAAUGAAGAAAACUAUUACAUAGAUUGUAAUUCUUGUUUACUGACAAAUACAAAAUGUUUUAAUACAACUACACCAACUUGGUUCUAUGUAUGCUCUACAAAUUUUUGGAAAAAGUACAAAGUAUUAGUUGUACCUGUAAACAAUACUAAUGCAAAUGAAUUAUUUGUAUCAGAAACUAUGAAAUAUAAUAUAGAGAAUGCAUUGGGUUGUGCUGUUGAUAAAUGUUUUUUAUUUUCAGCAAAUGACACUAUCAACUUUGCUAAAGAGAUUAAAGUUUCUAUGAUUUCUAAUCCAUAUGAGAGUUCAGAUAGUUUAAUAAAUGCUCUGUUAGAGAACUAUUUUUCUGAACCUAAAUUUUUAAAUAAAAGUGAUUUAUUUGGCAUUGAUAUAAAAGAACAUAUAUUGGAUCAAAUGUAUUUACAUACCAAUCCUUUAAUGUCUGUGAUAUAUUUUAAAGUUAACUCUAUUAUAGUUGACGAUAAUAAAGAAUGCAUAGUUAGUAAUAGUUCUUAUAUUUUACGUGGAGAAACAUCACUUAUUCUAGAACCAAAUAUACAUAGUUAUCUACCUCAAAAAUAUUUUCAUUGUGAUCAAACCAAAGAAAAGUAUGUAGAGUCAUAUCCACCAAAUUUAGCAGCACCUCUGGACUAUUUAGAACAUUGCAUUUUACCAUUCAUUAAAUGUGAUACUCAAUUGCCCAUAAAACCAAUGUUCCUUAUCAAGGGGUCACAGGGUUCAAAUAAACGCAAAUUAGUUCAAAUUGUGGCUGAAAAAAUAGGCUUAAAUUUUCUCAAUGCAGAUUUUGCUGAAGUUCAAGCAUUAACAUCAGCACAGACAGAGGCUAAACUACGUAUUGUAUUGCACAAUGCUGAACAAUCUGUACCAUGUAUUCUUUGUUUAAAUAACAUAGAAGUAUUUGGGAAAAAUUCUGAAGGCCAGAAAGAUGAAAGAAUUAUAUCAACCUUUGCAAACGAAAUAAAUUCAUUGUACAAUAAACGUUUGAAAUAUCCAGUUAUUAUAGUAGCUACCACAAGUGAAUCGGAAAUACCAGCAGAAUUAAACAGAAUUUUUCUUGAAACAAUUCAAAUGGAACAUCUAGAUCAGAACGAAAGAUCAGAUUUAAUUUCGUGGUUACUCGCAAAGCGAAAUCUUGAUUAUCAAGUAAACUUAUCGAAGCUGUCUGGAAUGUGUUCGGACUUCAGGUAUUCAGACUUAUCGGCGCUUAUAUUGCACGCCAUAAAAUUUCACUGCAAAAAUAACGUUUCCGACCUAAAGCCCUUAACACUUUCUCAAGAAGAUUUUGACCAAGCUUAUGAAUACAUGCAGUCGAUUUAUACAGACUGCAAGGGAGCACCGCGUGUACCAAAAGUUUUUUGGGAAGAUAUAGGCGGCUUGGCGAAUUUAAAACAUGAGAUAAUGCGUCGAAUCCAGUUACCAUUGAUGAACGCUCUAGGAUUUGGUCAGUCUGGGUUACUUUUGUACGGACCACCUGGAACUGGAAAGACACUUCUCGCUAAGGCUGUAGCGACAGAGUAUCAACUUCACUUUUUAUCUGUUAAGGGUCCUGAAGUGUUGAAUAUGUACGUUGGUCAAAGUGAAAAAAAUGUUAGGCAAGUAUUCGAACGAGCAAGAGCCGCAGCACCGUGUAUAAUAUUUUUCGACGAGCUGGAUUCGUUGGCACCUAAUCGUGGACGAAGUGGCGACAGUGGAGGUGUUAUGGACCGCGUGGUAUCCCAAUUGCUCGCUGAAAUGGAUGGCCUCGACUGUUCUAACAGUAUAUUCAUUAUAGGAGCCACGAACAGGCCUGAUCUCAUAGAUCCUGCUCUCCUUAGACCUGGUCGAUUCGAUAAAUUAUUAUACGUUGGAAUUCAUUCUGAUCGUGAAUCGCAGCUUAACGUGUUAAAGGCACUGACUCGUAAAUUCACGUUCAGCGAAAACGGUGAUGAAUUGGAAAAGCUGAUAGAUCAAUUACCCGAUCACACGACCGGUGCUGAUUUGUACUCUGUUUGUUCUAAUGCAUGGUUAAACGCUGCGCGUAGAGUUUUGGACAAUUACAACGACGGUUCUAACGAAGUGAAAUUAGACGAAUACAUUGCGGUAGAGUUGGAGGAUUUCUUAAAAGCCACACGAGAAUUGAAUCUUUCGGUUAGCAAAGAAGAGGCAGAAAGAUACAGAAGAAUGCAAGCAGAAUUGUCUUCGGUGUCGUAAUGUGCUUUACGCUAUGACGAAUCCGGGUGAAACUUUUUCCAAUCUUAUAAACGACAUGUCAUUUUAUUUGGGGAAAUAUGUAAAACAAUUUUUACAACGAAUAGAUUAAAAUCAAAGGAGGGUAUCUACGUUCUACCCUAAAUAUUGCACCAAAACGAUUAAUCUUAUAUACUAGUGCGCGACAAAGAACGUAGCAGUGCCGAAAACGUUUUCUCGAGAGCACGGUCUAUAAGAAAUGGUUCCAUAUCACGUGCCUAUCCUUGAUACAUUACAGUUUCUAUCGAUCGAAAUGUACAAUGUAGAAAAAGUGCAAUAGCUGAAUUCACGGAGCACUUGUACAAGUCUAUAUGAGUUUUCGUAAUGAAGGCUGAUGGUUGGUCUUG